GUAUUUUAAAAUUAGUACUUGAGCAGCUUUGCGAUCGAACAAAACGCUUAACGGACUGCAAUUUCGCGCCGCCUGCGCCUCGCAGGCCAGAUAAAUAAUAAACAAAUUAGCAAUUUGGGUGAACUCCUCCUCCACGCGAUUGGAUGAGCCAGUGAUCCGGAAUCAUUCGAUCAUCGCCACAGGAUGAGUCCCAAGCUGCAUGAGUUCGCGGUGGUGUUGCUGCGUGAUGGCCAGGCCACGCCCUGGGGCAUCCGCCUGGUGGGCGGCAACGAUCUGGAUACGCCGCUGAUAAUUACCAGGGUGCAAGUGGGCAGCCCAUCGCACGGGGAGCUGCUCCGAGGCGAUAUCAUCGCCAAGAUCGGCGAGUACGACGCACGCGACCUGAGUCAUGCGGAUGCACAGCAGCUGUUCCGCGGUGCUGGCAACGAGAUCCGCCUGGUGGUGCACAGGGACAACAAAAUCGCCUACACGCAGGGAGCCACUCAAGAGGCAGGAUCUGGACCACGCAGCAACUCCACUUUGCCGCCGGCUAGUCCGGAGAUGUUGCCCCACCGUGGUCCAUCCCCCUUUUUGCCCGGACCCAGCCACUUUGAGAGGGCUUUGCACAUGCCAGUGGACACUCUGCCGCAGACUGUGUUUCCCCAGCUGAACUCCUCUGGCGGAUAUGAAGUGCCAUCCACUGUGUUCUCUCCAAAACCAACACGGGAUCAUCAACAGGAUGUCGACGAGGAGCAGGCUGCCAUUGUGAACCAGCCCUACCGGACAACUCCGCUGGUCCUGCCCGGCGCCAAAGUGAAGAAGGAUGCGCCCACGACAGAGUCCUACUUGAGGCACUAUCCCAACCCGGCUGUGCGCGCCCACCCAGGACACGACUACCAUGACAGUAUCAUGAAGCAGCGCGUGGCCGACACCAUGCUGCACAAGGUGGUCGGUUCGGAGGCCGACACUGGCCGCGUCUUCCACAAGCAGUUCAACUCGCCCAUCGGCCUGUACUCCAACAACAACAUCGAGGACACCAUCAGAUCAACAGUUCCAAUUUUCAUCGAUCUAUCUUUCCUGGAACAAAAACGUGUAAUUCUGGAGCAACAAAAGCAAAAAGACCAACUUGCAUGAGCAACAACGUCAACAGCGCCAGCAACAACUGCAACUACUGUAUCAACAAAACAAAUGAUCAAAGAAAUAGUAGCCAAAAACUCCUCCCAAUUCUACUAGACAAAGAGCCAACCUCCCCUUUUUCAAGAAAGUCCCUGCUGAAAGUCCCUUACCUUCCUUUUUUUGCCACCCAAAACCCAAAAGACUAAUCCAAAACUAAAAGACGUUUGCUGAAUUAUAUUUACGAAAUGUUUGAAAGACAGCAUUGAAAGUUCCUAUUCAUGAGAACACCCCGCAACCCAUCCAGUAUUAACCAUGCAAAACUAACUAACCACCUUAAACCCAACCGAUCUCCAGGCUUCAACUCAUCAAAUAAUAUUAGAAACCGUAUAAUCUCGCACCUUGUUAUGCAGUUCUGUUCGAUUACUCUUAAUAACUAGCUCGUAAGGAAUUUGUUAAUGAGUUUCCUAUUAAUCGCAAUCCGUUUGAGGAGUAUGCUGUGCAGUUUCAAGACAACGAAGCACACCACUAUUGCCCACCAACAACAGCAACAACAAACUACAACUACAACAAAACAAAAUAAUUCUAACGUAUUUUGUGCACAUCCUGUUUUCUCUUUCUAUUCUCUCACUACUCUGUCUCACGCUACUCAACCGAUGUAAAAAAUCAAAAAAACAAAAAAAAAAAACCAAAAAACAAACCAAUAUAUUUUUUAUGAAUCUCAAUUAACCAACAACAAUAAAACGAUUUAAAAAUACAACUUUUGAAAACUUGCAUAACAAAAUAAACCAACGAAUAAUUGACCAAAAUAACGGCGCUUUCAACGAUCUCAAUGCAAAUCCCCCGAAUCUGAAUUACGAAUCACUGACCACUGCCAUC
Messenger RNA from Drosophila gunungcola (fruit fly), 1971 nucleotides. It is a transcript of the gene Zasp66, whose product is annotated as PDZ and LIM domain protein 3. The record is from RefSeq and is a predicted model, not a curated record. Gene Ontology annotation, cellular component: stress fiber; filamentous actin; Z disc. Gene Ontology annotation, molecular function: muscle alpha-actinin binding; actin binding. Lineage: Eukaryota; Metazoa; Arthropoda; Insecta; Diptera; Drosophilidae. The transcript is spliced from 6 exons. Bases 184 to 1113 code for a protein of 309 amino acids. Gene Ontology annotation, biological process: actin cytoskeleton organization; muscle structure development.